Messenger RNA from Melanotaenia boesemani (Boeseman's rainbowfish), 7228 nucleotides. RefSeq names its product ADP-ribosylation factor guanine nucleotide-exchange factor 1 (brefeldin A-inhibited) (gene arfgef1). The transcript has 40 exons. Gene Ontology annotation, molecular function: guanyl-nucleotide exchange factor activity. Bases 197 to 6043 code for a protein of 1948 amino acids. NCBI's taxonomy places the organism in Eukaryota, Metazoa, Chordata, Actinopteri, Atheriniformes, Melanotaeniidae. Gene Ontology annotation, biological process: regulation of ARF protein signal transduction. The record is from RefSeq and is a predicted model, not a curated record.
CGUUUCCUCUCUCCAACAUGGCGCAGGAGGCAGGUCGUUAAUGGCAAUCUGAGGGAUUUACCCCACCUUCUGUGUUUAUUUAUGUUUGUCUGUCAGGGUUUCUGUGGCUGACAUUUGUAACGGAAUACAUCUCCAUUCGAGGCGGCUGCAGCCCCCCUUGGGACCGGGCACACCUCGCUCCAAAUUCCGGUGCGACAUGUAUGAAGGCAAAAAGACGAAAAACAUGUUCCUUACACGAGCUUUGGAAAAGAUCCUGGCCGACAAAGAGGUGAAAAAGGCUCACCAUUCACAGCUGCGCAAAGCCUGCGAGGUGGCACUGGAUGAAAUCAAAGAGGAAUCAGAAAAAUUAAGUCCGCCCACUGGAGAUGGCAAAUCGGGCUCCAGUACUUUACCGCCAAUCAAAUCAAAGACCAACUUCAUUGAAGCCGACAAGUACUUCUUGCCGUUUGAGCUGGCAUGUCAGUCCAAAUGUCCCCGCAUCGUCAUCACCUCACUCGACUGUUUACAGAAGCUGAUAGCUUAUGGCCACCUGACGGGCAGCGCCCCGGACAGCACGGCUCCUGGCAAGAAACUCAUCGACAGAAUCAUCGAAACCAUCUGUGCUUGCUUCCAAGGACCGCAGACUGAUGAGGGCGUGCAGCUACAGAUCAUCAAGGCCCUGUUGACAGCCGUGACCUCUCAGCACAUAGAAAUCCACGAGGGUACCGUGCUGCAGGCCGUCCGCACCUGCUACAACAUCUACCUGGCCAGCAAAAACCUCAUCAACCAGACCACAGCGAAAGCCACACUGACACAGAUGCUCAACGUCAUUUUUGCACGCAUGGAGAACCAAGCACUUACAAAUCACAAGCUAUCUUGGUCUCUGGCCUCCAGAAAGCGUGACCGCCAGCUGCAGGAAGUAAAACAGCUGGAAAGAGAGCGGCACCGGCAGCACUCCCCAGUCACCCAGCACACAGAGCCAGACUCCCCCCAGCUCCAGACUCACAUUCCCCCGCCAGUCAAAGCUCUGGCCAAUGAGGCCAACGGGCCUGUCAGCCCUCCAACUCCCAGCAUCACCAUCCCAUCCACACCAUCCACCCCUUCAACCCCGGCACCGGAGUCCAGCAAGAGGUCUGCUUCUAGGGAGCAAGAGGAGGAGCCUGGAGAGCAAGGGCCUGUCUACGAGAACCCAGAUCCAGAGAAUGGUUCUGAAUUCUUUGUAGCUGAAAAUGAACAGACUGAGGCAGACCAAGCCACUGCAGCAGCGCAGAAUGCAGCAGCCCAGCAGCAUGAAGGAGCAGGUGAGGAAGAGGAGGAAGAUACCCCAAACUAUGAAGAGAAAGCCCAGGAAAUAGUCCAGAGUAUUCUGCAGGAGGUGGUCAAUACUGUGGCAGGAGGCCACUGCCUGGACCCCGCAAACCUCUGCUCAGACACCAAGGAGUCUGGCAACGAGGGCGAGCCGGCAGAGCCAGAGCCGGCUGAAGUGGCGACGGAGGGCACCCAGAGCUCCAUGGAGGAUGAGAGUACGCUGGGGAGCGACAACGAGCAUGUUCAUGCAAACGGCAUCCCCGGCACACCAAUUUCUGCCAGCUUCACCCCCUCGCUGCCUGACGACAGGCUGUCUGUCUCGUCCACUGACACUCAGGAAUCGGGGGCAACACCAGGUCAGCCACCAGGAGCUAAAUUCUCCCACAUCCUCCAGAAAGAUGCCUUUCUUGUCUUUCGCUCGCUUUGCAAGCUCUCAAUGAAGCCACUGUCAGACGGACCACCUGAUCCUAAGUCUCAUGAGCUGCGAUCAAAGGUCUUGUCCCUCCAGCUGCUGCUAUCCAUCCUGCAGAAUGCUGGGCCCAUCUUCAAGACCAAUGAGAUGUUCAUAAACGCCAUCAAGCAGUACCUGUGUGUGGCCCUGUCUAAGAACGGUGUUUCCUCUGUGCCUGAAGUCUUUGAGCUCUCGCUCUCUAUUUUUCUUACUCUGCUCUCCCACUUCAAGACACACCUCAAGAUGCAAAUCGAGGUGUUCUUCAAAGAGAUUUUCUUGUAUAUCCUUGAGACGUCCACUAGCUCCUAUGAUCACAAGUGGAUGGUCAUACAAACCCUUACUAGAAUAUGUGCAGAUGCCCAGAGUGUAGUAGACAUUUAUGUGAACUAUGAUUGUGACUUGAAUGCUGCUAACAUAUUUGAACGGUUGGUCAACGACCUUUCAAAAAUCGCACAGGGUCGGGGAGGUCAUGAACUUGGCACAACACCUCAACAGGAGCUGACCCUAAGAAAGAAGGGACUUGAAUGUCUAGUCUCCAUCCUGAAAUGUAUGGUAGAAUGGAGUAAAGACCAAUACGUCAACCCCAAUUCCCAGACCAGUCUUGGCCAAGAAAAACCUUCGGAACAGGAGAGCACAGACACCAAGGCCCCAGAGACCAUUAAUCGUUAUGGGAGCAUUAACUCUCUGGACUCCACAGCCUCGUCUGGCAUUGGAAGCUACAGCACACAGAUGUCAGGCACUGACAACCCUGAACAGUUUGAAGUCCUCAAACAGCAGAAGGAGAUAAUCGAGCAAGGCAUUGACCUAUUCAACAAAAAACCAAAGAGAGGAAUCCAAUACCUGCAAGAGCAAGGCAUGCUGGGUACAACACCGGAAGACCUUGCUCAGUUCUUGCACCAGGAGGAGAGGCUAGACUCGACUCAAGUGGGAGAAUUCCUUGGGGAUAAUGACCGUUUCAAUAAAGAAGUUAUGUAUGCCUACGUGGAUCAAAUGGACUUCCAAGGCAAAGACUUUGUUUCAGCACUGAGGAUGUUCCUGGAGGGCUUUCGGCUCCCCGGUGAAGCCCAGAAGAUCGACCGACUCAUGGAAAAAUUUGCUGCAAGAUAUCUUGAAUGCAACCAGGGACAAACCCUCUUUGCCAGUGCUGACACCGCUUACGUCCUUGCCUACUCCAUUAUUAUGUUGACAACAGACCUUCAUAGUCCACAGGUGAAGAAUAAAAUGACGAAAGAGCAAUAUAUCAAGAUGAAUCGAGGCAUUAAUGACAGCAAAGACCUACCUGAGGAAUACCUCUCAGCCAUAUAUGACGAGAUCGCAGGGAAGAAGAUUGCCAUGAAGGAGACCAAAGAACUCACCAUGAAGUCUAACAAGCAGAGUGUGGCCAGUGAAAAGCAGAGGCGCCUGCUAUACAACGUGGAGAUGGAGCAGAUGGCCAAGACAGCCAAAGCGCUAAUGGAGGCUGUCAGCCACGUCCAGGCUCCAUUCACCAGUGCCACACAUCUGGAGCAUGUUAGGCCCAUGUUUAAGCUGGCGUGGACGCCCUUCCUGGCUGCUUUCAGUGUGGGUCUCCAGGACUGUGAUGACACUGAAGUGGCCUCGCUGUGUCUUGAAGGAAUCCGCUGUGCUAUCAGGAUAGCUUGCAUCUUCUCCAUACAGUUGGAGAGGGAUGCCUAUGUGCAGGCUCUGGCAAGGUUCACCCUGCUGACAGCUAGCUCUGGCAUUGCAGAAAUGAAGCAGAAGAACAUUGACACCAUCAAGACCCUCAUCACUGUGGCUCACACUGAUGGCAACUAUCUGGGCAACUCCUGGCAUGAGAUCCUGAAGUGCAUUAGUCAGUUGGAGCUGGCUCAGCUGAUUGGUACAGGGGUGAAGGCACGCUACAUCUCAGGGACUGUGCGUGGCAAAGAGGGCUUUAUUGCGAGUACAAAGGAGCAGAGCAACGACGAGUACCUGGGCUUAGUUGGAGGGACUGUGGACCGCAAGCAAAUUGCCAGCAUUCAGGAAUCUAUUGGAGAGACCAGCUCUCAGAGUGUGGUGGUAGCUGUGGACAGGAUAUUCACAGGCUCUACCAGACUGGAUGGUAACGCAAUAGUGGAUUUUGUGCGCUGGCUCUGUGCUGUGUCCAUGGAUGAGCUGGCCUCGCCUACACACCCACGUAUGUUCAGCCUACAAAAAAUAGUUGAGAUCUCAUACUACAACAUGGGUCGCAUUAGGCUGCAGUGGUCCAGGAUCUGGGAGGUUAUUGGAGACCACUUUAAUAAGGUCGGCUGCAAUCCCAACGAAGAUGUAGCAAUUUUUGCAGUGGAUUCUCUCAGGCAACUAUCCAUGAAAUUCUUGGAGAAAGGCGAGUUGGCUAACUUCAGAUUCCAGAAAGACUUUUUGAGACCUUUUGAGCACAUCAUGAAGAAGAACAGGUCUCCCACCAUCAGAGAUAUGGUAGUACGAUGUAUAGCCCAGAUGGUCAACUCCCAGGCAGCGAACAUUCGUUCAGGAUGGAAGAACAUUUUCUCCGUCUUCCACCUGGCUGCGUCUGACCAGGACGAGAGCAUUGUGGAGCUGGCCUUCCAAACCACCGGCCAUAUCGUCACGAAUGUAUUUGAGAAGCACUUUGCGGCUACAAUCGACUCCUUCCAGGAUGCCGUCAAGUGUCUGUCAGAGUUUGCCUGCAAUGCCUCCUUCCCAGACACCAGCAUGGAAGCCAUCCGCCUCAUCCGACACUGCGCAAAAUACGUCUCAGAGAGGCCACAGGCCUUCAAAGAUUACACCAGUGAUGACAUGAAUGUAGCACCUGAAGAUCGUGUGUGGGUUCGGGGAUGGUUCCCAAUACUCUUUGAGCUCUCCUGCAUCAUCAACAGGUGUAAACUGGAUGUCAGGACCAGGGGUCUCACAGUGAUGUUUGAAGUUAUGAAGACUUACGGACACACCUUUGAAAAACACUGGUGGCAAGAUCUGUUCAGGAUUGUCUUCAGGAUCUUUGACAACAUGAAGCUGCCUGAGCAACAGACUGAGAAAGCAGAGUGGAUGACCACGACAUGCAACCAUGCACUUUAUGCUAUCUGUGAUGUCUUCACUCAAUACUUUGAGUACCUCAAUGGCCUACUGUUGGAUGACAUCUUGGCUCAACUUUACUGGUGUGUGCAGCAAGACAAUGAGCAGCUCGCCCGUUCGGGCACCAACUGUCUAGAGAACGUGGUCAUCCUGAACGGGGAGAAGUUCUCCCCAGAGACCUGGGACAAGACAUGUAACUGCAUGCUGGACAUCUUCAAGACCACAAUCCCCCAUUCGUUGCUAACAUGGAGACCUGCAGGAGCAGAAGAACACUUUGCAACACACAACAUGUCUGACAAACAGCUGGACUCAGUUUCCCAGAAGUCCAUAGACAUUCAGUCCCGUUCUGAGGACCAGCAUUCCAUCAGCAGUGCAGAAAGGGUUGCUACAGAGAACCGUCGACAGAGUCAGCACAGCUCAGCAUCGGGCAUGUAUGAGGACAGCUCCAGAGGCAGGACCCCAACCAAGUUCCAGGAGCAGCGUUUGUUCUCAGCUCUGCUGAUAAAGUGUGUGGUUCAGCUGGAGCUGAUCCAGACCAUCGAUAACAUUGUGUUUUUCCCAGCUACCAGCAAGAAGGAAGAUGCUGAGAACUUUGCUGCAGCUCAGCGGGAUGCUGUGUGUGCAGCAGAUGUACCAGUGGAGACCCAGGAUCAAGGCAUGUAUCGUUAUCUGACCUCAGAGCAGCUUUUCAAGCUGCUGGACUGCCUGCUGGAGUCCCACUGCUUUGCCAAGGCUUUCAACUCCAAUAAUGAGCAGAGGACCUUGCUGUGGAAAGCAGGUUUCAAAGGAAAGUCGAAACCCAACUUGUUGAAGCAGGAGACCAGCAGUCUGGCAUGUGGGCUGCGCAUCCUGUUCCGUAUGUACACAGACGAGAGCCGCCAGGAUGCCUGGGAGGAGGUCCAGAGACGACUGCUCAAUGUGUGCAGUGAGGCUGUAGCAUACUUCCUGGCUCUGACCUCAGAAAGCCACAGAGAGGCUUGGACCAACCUGCUGCUGCUCUUUCUCACCAAGGUGCUAAAGAUCAGUGAUGAAAGGUUCAAGGCUCACGCGUCCAGGUACUACCCUCUCUUGUGUGAGAUAAUGCAAUUCGACCUGAUCCCUGAGCUCCGGGCUGUUCUGAGGAAGUUUUUCCUUCGCAUUGGCCUCGUCUUUCACAUCGCACAGCUGCCUGAGCCCGAACCAGACUCUGAGCGGGGGCAUGUUGAGCCCGUGUCCGACCCAGAGGUGGGGGAGGAGGCUGGGGAGGAGGCCCAGUGAUGCUGCACCACAGACAGUCUGGAAUACAAAACUUCACUGAGGCCUCCAUCACAGAUCUGUGUGGCUGUGUGCCACGCUGCUUCAGGGCCCUCUGUGCAUUUUAUGCCGAACACUUGAGUCAAACAGCUGAUUAUUGGUCAGCUGUCUGUUAACACCCCCCCCCUACACAAACACACACACUCUUAACCCUGCCCCCACACAGAACCACCUAUUACAAACGAAAUCCCCAGACAGAGCACUUGAUAUCAUAAUUUAAAACAAUGUCUUGUACCAGGUGUAGCAUUGCCUCCACUGGAUAAAACUACUGAUCAACAACUGACAGUUACCCAUAUCUCUGGUGAUCAGAACAAAUAUAUUUCAAAACGUGUGCUUCUUACUGUAUAUUUAAAAAGUAAAAAAUGAAUGAAUGGUUUCAGCAACAUGCAAAACAACAUAUUCAGUAACAAUGAAAUGUGACGGGUGUCACACAUGGAUAAAAAUGAUUUCUCUGUCUGCACUGCAGAUGGCUAACAUUAGUAUUGAUAGCCUCCUGGAGGAAACUAGAUGUACAGAUCUGCCGCAAUGUAAUAUAAUCUUAUAACACUAGAAUUUAGGGUUUUUUUUUUUUGUUUUUUUUUUUCCUCUCUGAAUUUGCUGCACUUGAUCUCAUUUUUUGAAUGCACUGGAGAUUUUACUUUUGUGAUAAUUUAUUUGACUGCACCACCUCUUGCAGAUCCUACACAGUACGACUUGUAAUUAAAGCAGACCAUGGAACGCAAUGGGUUAAAUUAUUCCAUUUUAUAUUUUCUUAGGUUUUUAACAGAGAUAGAUGACAACUGCGCUUGUGGAACUUGAGGACAAGAUGGCAAACUGAUGCUAGCUGCUUUUGAGUCACUAGUCUGUUUUCUGUUAUUGUGUGAGUUUAGUUUUCACUCUUGUGUACAAAAUCAAAAGUUAAUAAUAUAUUUAAUGUUUUUUGGGUUUUUUUCCCUUUGGUUUGGGGGAAGGUAAUAUGUAUAGAGAAAAUGGCAAAGUUAGCUGUGCUUUAAGUAUGAAUGGGAUGCAUUCCUGCUCAUGGAUGUAGAAAACAAAAUGUAUAUGAUACAGCAAUGUAAAGUUUUCUAUGUUGCAAAAGAUUAUUUACAACUUUCUGUACAUCAUCUGGCAUUCUAAUGAGGUUCUAGGUCAAUAAAGUUUUUGAACUUG